GUUUCCUUUCGAUUUCUGGCUUUCCUGAAAUCUGGGAAGUUUCCUUUGAGUUCCAGCCCAUGCACGUCAACGAGCUCGGCGACUUUUCCGCAACAGAAGUCCGAGAAUUUCAGUUGCCUUCCCUGUUUGUGCACCCUGUCAGCGACAGCUUUGCCAGCGGUUUUCUGAAGGGGUCUCCCGGUUGCGAAAGCGAGUCGUUUCUCUUAGGUACCUUCAGAAUGGUUUUUUCGAGUGCUGCGUCACCGGACUUCACGCGUUGUCUAUAAAUGCACCGAUGUGUAGCAACUCCACUGCGUUGCACCGAAUAUGUAAGGCAAUUCCCACGAAGGCUAUACGCGUUUACGGAUAGCCGCUUCUGGGCGUCGCUGCGCAAUUCCAUCUCUCUCCUCUUUGCAAAUUUUUGGUGGCACUUCUCGUGACUUACCAUAGCUCGACUUCUUUGUUUCUCGGUCGACUUCUUUCGCGACAAAGUUCGGUGCUGACUCGUCUCUGUCAUCAGUGAUGUGGCGUCCUUCGUUGACGCGGCAUUUCCGUACAGCUCUUGUCUGUCGCCCCGUUCGACACCAAAGGAACUCUUCAGUCAGCGCGGGACACUGGACCUCGAGAACUUGACCGCUGAGAGGCCUCCCCAUUUUGUUUUUUCGCGUCUCCCUUUUCAGUAAGACUCCUCCGUUUUUUUCGCACAUGUGCCUCACACACGAGAGACGUCAAGUCUCCUGAAUCGCGCUUCUUCCAAGAGAGAAAACAACUCUUCCUCUCGCCAAAUCCGCAGUCUGCUCCGUUUGUGACUGCUGCACUUUCCUCGUGCUGUCACCGGGAACUGUUUCCCCCCCCCCCCGUCGCCGUCUGAAGGUCGCCGCUCCUGUCUCUUUCUUUCGGCCCACCACAGCUUCGAAAGGUUUCACCUUUCAUAAGGUUUUGACCCUUGUCUACAGAAAUUCUUUGCAGGAAAAGGAUGCGUUUCUGGGUAUUCUGAAUACCGGCCGGUGUCGUCUCCGGUCUCCUCGUCGGCGGACCUUGACUGGCGAAAACAGAGGAGGCUUCACCUCUGCUUUACACUGUGACUCUGCACCAAGUCAAACUCGGAGCUCCUCUCUCAGUCUGGUCUCCUUCGUCUUUUCAGCUGGCUCCCCCUCGUCGAAUGUCCCUACAUUCUGUCAGUUCCUGUCUCCCCUGCUUCUACUUCGUCUCCACCUUUCGCGCCCCCCAUCGCCUUCAUCUCCCCUCUUCUCUCUCGACAGACAUCCUUUCUUCUCAUCGUCUCUCCUUCCGUGUCUCCCCCCUCUCCUUCAGUGUCUCCUCGGUUUCCUCACCAUGUCCGGAGGAGGCAGCGAGCCGCUGGAGUCGGAGGCGGAAGGUUUUUCAGAGGCUCCGCAUGCAGGCGAGGAGACAGAAAAGUCGAAGACGGCGGAGCGACAGAGUGGCGAGAAGAGCGCUGCUUCGUCUUCGUUACUCUCUUUGGGGUCUCGUUCUCUGGAAGAAGAAGGUCGGAGAAAGGAGGCGUCUCCGCCCUCGACCGAGAAGAAAACUGGAGGCAGUUGGUUUAAUUUCCUUUUUGCCAAGUGGAGAGGAACUCACAAACACAGAAAUGCAAUUCAACUGGCACAAGCCUUCGGCGCUGCGAAUCAACCGGGAAAACCUGGUCCUGUGAUCGGAAUCGUCGUGUGCAAAGGCCCGCGGAACGAGCUCCAGGGAUUGGCCGUCGCUACUCCGCGAGUCGUCGAACGGUAUCUUCUCGACGGUCGGCUGCAGCAGCGCGUAGCGGUUCCAGAGCCUCUGACUUGCUUUGUAGGAGGAAAAAUUGGAGGCGUCGGUCGUGUGCUUCUCUGCGGGACCCAAGCCGGAAGAGUUUUCGUCUUGAAAGCUGAAACGUUCGAACAGCUGCUCGAACUGGACUCCCGAGCAGCAUACGCGACAGCUGGGGUGUCUCUGGACCUCCCGUGUUUGCCGCCUCGCGGGGGUUUGACGUUCUGUCGGGAUCCUCUCGGGCGAGGCGGCGAUGGUGGCUCGACUCGGAAAGGAAAUGCGUUUUGGAUCGAGUCUUCGAAGAGGGAGAGAAAACACGAAGAACAAAGUCCCGCGGGGCGCCUAGACACCGCAGCCUCGCUUCUCGUGGGGAGGGCCCUCGACGGAGACAGCUCGUCAGCGGCCCCAGGGCGCGCGAGACGCGUCGAGCACCGGAGAGCCUCUGCCGGAUCGUCUGAACGUUCUGAGAGUACUGAGAAUGACGAUGGAGAGUCUGAGAGACAAAGAGAGCAGAGCGAAGAGCCCAUCGAGUUCCCCGCCUGUCUCGCGAUCUCUGCGUUGGCCAUCAAGGCGACUUUCGCCGAAUUCGUUCACUACGUCAUCGCUGGCAACGUCCGAGGCCAUGUCUUCGUCUGGCAGGUUCCCUCUACGAAACUCGUGCACCUCCUCACGUUUCCAGUCGACCGCGCAGACGCAGCUUUCCUUCGUUCUCAGGAAUCCCUUUCCUCGACGUCAAGUCUCUCUCACGGGGCUGAAGAGGCCCUCGCCACUCUCCACUCGAGCCGACGCGCCUCCCUGUCGCUCCCAGACCACCCUGAAGUGAGGCUUGGGUCUCCGCGCCUCAUGCAUCGCUCAGCAGGAGACAGGGCUCGCGUCCCCACAGAAGCCGCAGUCCCCGGCGGAUCCGCUGGCCCCGGCAGGCAGGCCUCGUCGAGAGACUCUUUCGAGGCCCAAGCAAGCGACUCGCCUAAGGAAGCUACCGCUUUUUCUCCGAGUUUUGAGACAGGGUCGAUCGACCGAAGCAACCUGAGAGGCGACGCAGAGCCCUCGCAUGCAGGCGCGAGGCUCGGAGGCUCAGGCGCGCAGGAGGCGGGAGACUUCCUCUUGACGCCCGGAGGGCCUCUGCGACUCGGUGGCGACGGGGACUGGAACCGGAGACGCGAAUCUGCAGGCUCGGUGUCUGAAGUCGUUCAGGCAGUGGGGUCAGUGGCAGAAAUUGACUUGUCUGACAGGGACACAGAAGGCGACGAUGCGGAGCCGGUCGGGGCGUUUGCGGAGCAUGGACCGAGCCGGGUCCGCGCGCGAAAGGCUAAGAAAGGCUCGAAUGCGACCGUCUCGGAGACGCCAGAGGCGUCGUUUUUCACAGACACCAGACUCGCCGGGAACGGAUCGACAGAAGGCAGUGCAGGUUCGGAAUCCGUUUCUUCCGCGACAAGCGAAAAUAAAAAGUCGAAGAGUCUCUCCAGGCGCAAACUGAACGCGAAACGGCUUUUCAGCCUAGCAGGGGUCAAAGACUCCCGUCGAGACAGCCGAAGCAGCGACCAGGCGAGUGUACAUACACUCGGAGAGGGUGUACAUACACCCGGAGGCGACGCCUCGGAUCGCAGGGCCUCCGCAGACGUCACUGCUGUUCCAGCUGUCCGUGUUUUCCAGAGCGAAGAGCAGCACAGCGCGAAGCCUCGCCGCGGGCGGGGAACAGCUCGGGUGUCGCUGUCGAGUAUGUCCGACAGUCCAGUGGAGUCUCCGAGCAGGCAGGAGGAACAGCGGUUCCAGAGCGCCCUUGAGGAGGCAUCCUCCUACCUUCCCGCCUUUCACGACGACGGCGAGUUGUUCAUCUCCUCUCCAGACACUCCUGGGAGGGCCGUGGAAAGUGGGCGCGCGGCGGGAGACGGAGAGAGACGAAAGAGAGAAGAGGCAUCACGAAGAGGCCAUGGCUGGUGUGAAGGCCCGACGGGGGGCGGCUCUGUUCAGAGUGGAGGAUCCGAUGCGGCAGCGUCUGCCUGUCCAGGAACGGAGAGGAGAGAGAGUGCGACCACGGAAGAUGACGAAUGGCGAGGGGAGAGACGAAACGCCGAGUUAAACCGGGGAGAAGCGACGACUGGGGAGGUGAGAGGCAGGGAGUCUCUGCCUGGAGGACUGCAGAGCAGCGACGACGAAAUGGAAGACGUAUCUCUAGCCUCCGACUGCGCGAGUCCUCCGCAGCCGAGCGACUUCGAUAGUCCGGUCCAAGAGGGAAAGUCUGCAGCCCUCUCCGAGGCAGACAAUCACGACAUCGCCGCCUUCUCCCCAGGAACAGAAGAGAGAAACGUUUCCGGGAGCGAGGACUCCCGACGCACGCGUCCGCAGGCUCCGAAAGAGGCGAACGAAGAGGCGGAACAGGGAGCGCAAUUCUCAGCAUCCACUGUGGUGAAGACUGAGGGAAAAAACGUUUUCGCGCGCGAAGCGGGAGAAAAGACGGAGCCAGAGAUAGGGAAAGAAAAGGAAGCGAAAGAAAAGGGAGAGCAGGAAAUGCAAGGAGAGGUGCCAGCGCCUCAGUCUCUACCAACGCAGUCGGCGAGACAAGAGGAAGAUGAUGUUCCACUUCCAGAAGAGCAACUCAAUGGAGACUUAGAAGGUCCGAGAAGCGAGGAGAGACAAGAGCGAGGUGUGUUUCUGGAAGACGAACCGGACAGCAUGAUGAUGGAAGAGACGGAGACGCAAAGAUCUCGCAAUGACAACACACAGACAGAAUCCACGUUUGGAGACAAAGCUCUGACGCUGACGACUGGGGGGGACCCGGAGAGCGAGGAGCUUUCGAAAGGCGAUGAGACUUCAUCUCCUUAUCGAGAGAGAACAGAAUUCCCCACAGCCUCUGCCGUCCCGCGCUUCGACGCGAAGAGAGGAGACAACGAGUCUCCUCCGCCCCGCUCUCCUCACUCUCUCUCUCCCUCUCGUCGGUCGCAAAAGUCUUUGAAUGCCAGUAUUCUUCCAGAAAGUGAAGAAGAUGGGGACCUGUAUCUGCGCGAACGUAUGGGGAUGAUGACAGCCGAGGGAGUCGACGAAGCAGUCUUCUCCGAUGAGGCGAGUGAACUCCAGGCACGAGGCUUGACGCAUAGAUCUUCUUUUCAGCAGCUUGCAUGCACCAGACAGAGGGCCUCAGAAGCUGGAAUCGAGCAACGCUACGUCGGAGCCCUCCUGACUGUGGCAGCCUUUGACCAACUGUGGAUCGGCUACGGAGACGGCACUGUGGCAGUCUUCGCCCUCAGCGACUACUGCCUCCUCGAGUGCGCCAAACUGGAGACUCCAAAUAUAAGCCGAAUGGAGUUAUCAAAAUUCGCAGAGGUCGUCCUAAUUCUGAGUGGGAACGAGCUUGUGACGGUCUGGAGUGUACGUACACUCCGCUGCCUCCGCCAGGUGCCGACAGCCAUGCUCACCUGCGGAAUACCUCUCGCCUAUCUCUACGUCCUCGAAGCUCCAGAGGCUUGGGACUCGAAAGUGACAAUCGUUCUGGCAGGGUGUGUUGACGGUUCCAUCAGCGUCCGGAGACUCGAGAAAAGCGCAGAAGGCGACGAUCUCCACUUCCUUCUUAUUCGAAACUACGUCCGAGAAGUGGAACCUCAAGUGCCGAUUAGCGCGAUUUGCAUCGACUCUUGGUUGAACGCGGCUUUUGUGGGCGACGCAAGUGGUGUCGUCUUCACCUUGCCGUACGUGUUCCAGUUGCUCGAUCCGUCUCUUGUCCCCGCCGUCGUUCCGCCUCGAGAAGAAGCUUUUUGUGGAAGCGAAGGUCACGGUCCUUCACAUCCAGCGCCAGAUUCGCUGUCGCGCUCUUUGUCUUCCGAAGACAUCUCCUGAGCAUUUGAUAGCCUUUCCUGAAAAAUCUCGAAGAGUCACGAGGCAUGCGAUGCACCUUCGCCUCUCACCCCAGCUCUGCACCCGCGCUUCAGGAGUGGUGCAUGUAUUUGGAUAUCCACACACUGGGACUUCACAAACACACACCUGUGCGCAUGCAGGAUGCGUCUGUAGACUCAUUUCUGGCUUUUGCAUGCGGUACGGUGGAAGAGGAAUCCGUUUGUGUUUGCGCAUUCGGGGAAGACAUUUCACAGUUCGUCUGAAUGAGGUGCGUGUCACGCGGACCCGUACACACGAUCGGUUGUUCUUUUCGCAAGGCAGAAGAACCGCCUAGAAAGUUUUCAAAUGUGUGAAUUCAUAUGCGUGUGCAUUAUGGUAUGCAUACUCCUACACAGAAGGAUGCAUAUACAAAUACAUAUGUAUACAUAUGUAUAUAUAUAUAUAUAUACAUAUGGAUAGAUAUAUAGAUACAUAUAUAGAUAGAUAUGUAUUUCUGUGUGUAUACUUUUGUGUGUACGUAUGUAUGUAUACAUGUAUAAAUAUGUGUAUAUAUAUAAAUAUGUAUACAUUUUGGUGUGCAUUGGUUGUGAGCACUUCUUCGUGGUUGUUUGGAUAUGCCAUUUUUUCUCUGGAAGUUUACGCGAGGAAGGAAUGGGACACAGAUUGUUAGAAGAGAAGUGGAGCGCCCCGGGGGAAUGCCGGCAUAAGAGGCGAAUGGCGAUCUUCUGUCUGCACAUGUCCAAGAGCACAGGGAAGUCAAAGGUUUUGGUGCUUCAUUUCCGUCACACAGGAAUUGAAAGAGAACAUGUGACCUCCGUCGCUGUGAGGAUAAGUUUAAAUUCGACUGGAACACCGUUUUCUAAUCUCCCGCUUGCCCUGCUGUCGGGCCAGUGCAGAUGACUCUAGAAAAGUCGUGAGAAGCGAGAGAGGCAGCGAGACUUUCAGGAGAGAGAAAUGACCUAAAUUCUUGGGGCGAGUGUCAGUACACAAGGGCAAAAACGAGGAUGCGCAGUUCAAACCCAGCAUGAAUGCUUCCUGUCUACCUUUCUGCGCCAGAGGAAACACCGAAAGACUUUCUUUUGUGCAACUGUUCGAAACGACUCGAAUUCACAGUGUGUGCGUCUUCAAAUCCUCGAUGUACACACAGGUUCCCUCAUGCAGUCGUCUCUGCUAGAGUGUCUUCUCCGACAAACUUCCGAAAGUAAAGC
Messenger RNA from Toxoplasma gondii ME49, 6782 nucleotides. RefSeq lists its product as hypothetical. Bases 1315 to 5577 code for a protein of 1420 amino acids. NCBI's taxonomy places the organism in Eukaryota, Apicomplexa, Conoidasida, Eucoccidiorida, Sarcocystidae. The transcript is spliced from 8 exons. The record is from RefSeq and is a predicted model, not a curated record. Gene Ontology annotation, molecular function: protein binding.